AUGAUGAUCCCGAAAUUUAUAUCCCGAGCGGUUGUUCGGCCUGCAUCCACUUUUUCACGGCCUACCAAAGCUGCAGGGGAUAUAUCAUCCGUCUUCCCUAGCUUGAGGCCUGAUUUCAAGCCUCAGCCCCUCCCAUCUCGGUUUCAGGAGCUCAAAAUAAACCUCUUCCACAACAGGGGGGGUGUUCUGGAGGAUAGCUGGGCUAGAUUAUUAGCUAGCCUCAAGGAUGAAGUGGAAGGGAUCCGUGAAAUAGGUGGUAACGUUAUACCAUGCAUCGAUUACUCCGAUGUGGUAUCGGGGAAUGUUGACCCUGGUAAGAUAGAGGAGAUUCGUCAUCGUGGAUCUGCAGUUAUAAGGGGUGUCAUUCCGAGGUCGACCGUUCUCGACCUAAAACAGCAGGCCAGAGAUUAUAUCUCUGCUAACAGAGACAGGGUGAAAGCGUUUCCCCCUACCUCACCUGCUAUCUAUGAACUUUACUGGUCACCUCCACAAGUCACAGCUAGGGCCCAUCCGAAUAUGAUGCAAACCCAACGCUUCCUGCAAGGGAUUUGGCACUCUUCGGACCCCCACACGCAGCUCUCCACAACAUACCCCCUCACGUACGCUGAUCGACUUCGCAUCCGGGACCCAGGCGAUGCCAAGUUUGCCCUAGGCCCUCACGCCGAUGGAGGAUCCCUCGAAAGAUGGGAGGAUCCAGAAUACUCGAGAGUUUAUCAGAAAAUCCUCGACGGCUCUUGGGAGGAAUAUGACCCCUGGGAUGCGAAGCAUCGCAUUCACGCUAAGAUGGAUCUUUACAAUGGAGCUGGUGCCUGCUCCAUGCUUCGAUUCUUCCAGGGAUGGCUAUCGAUGUCGGACACGGGGCCCGGAGAGGGCACCUUGCACAUAUGCCCUAUGCUAAAACACAGUACUGCAUAUUCAAUCCUCCGUCCAUUCUUCAAUGUCAAUACCUCGGAGCCGCUGCUGGACUCUUCAUUCCCAGGCUCGGUUCCGGGAGCUUGCCAGGAAUACUCGGACCUCACUCAUCCACAUCUGGAACUUGACACUACCAUGGUAUCCGUACCUCGUGUGGAACCGGGGGAUUACGUUGCAUGGCAUUGCGACUCGCUCCAUUCGGUGGACAAGGAACAUCGAGGGAAAGGUGAUUCAAGCGUGCUUUAUAUCCCCGCAACGCCGCUAUGUGAAAUGAAUGCAAGAUAUCUUGAGAAGCAGCGCCAGGCUUUUUUGUCAUUGUCUCCCCCUUGGGAUUUCCCGGAUGCUGGAGGACCUGGUGAGUUUGGCUUUACUGGAACUGUGGACUGGUCAUUCGUUAGCAAGGACGGUCUGCAGGCAAUGGGCAUGGGGUCUGUUCCUUGGCAGGUCCAUGAAGAUGAAAUAAUGCGGCUUCACGCGGCCUUCAUCCUGCUGGCCUCCCUCACACCCUCUUCCCUAGCAAUUUUCGCAGACGAAGCCUACCACAAUGAUUACCACCAUGCCCUACUGGGAACCCCCCAACAACGGUCGACCUUCUUCCACCAGCCCAGCACCUCCUCUGCUGCUUCGUUGCUAUACACUCUUACCGAAAAACACGUCCUGGGCGCCGUGAAUCCGAAAGAUGGCGCGAUUGUCUGGCGGCAGAACCUGGCUAGCUCCGUGACAUCGGAAGAUGCUCAAACGACACAAUCUUUCCUAAGGGCGGUUGAUGGUGAAGAUUCGGUGGUCAGCGCAAUUGGUGGGAAGGUCGCUUCGUGGGGCGCAUUGGAUGGGAAGUUGGCUUGGGAGCAUGAGUUCCAUGACGGCCCUGUUGUCGAUUUGGAGAUCUUUGGUCAUGAUGAGUCGACGGACCAGAAGCAGGUCGCGAAGGAUGCUUUGGUGCUCUUUGGUCGGAAGAAUGGCAUUGUUAGACGACUAGAUGGCGCGUCGGGGAAUGUUAAAUGGGAAUACGUAGAUGAUACUGAUGACGUUCUUUUCCAAGUGUCAACGUCUCAGACGGCGGUUUACUCUAUUUCCUUACACUCUGCAAUGCGAAAGGGAUACAAAAUUAAAGUCACCUCGCUGGAUUUGAAGACUGGGGCUUACGCCAAUCACUAUACACUGAGUUCUGACAGCGAAGUUUCAUCUCCAGAGUCCAUCAUUUUCGUCGGUGCCAACUCGAUAUCACCCUUGAUUGUUUGGGUCGACAGUGCAUGGAAAACGAUCAAGAUAAAUGUAAUUGGGACCAAGCAUAUCCACUCCAUCAUUGUUGAGAACAACAGCGACGAAGAUGUCGAAAGGAUCGAAGUUCACGCACCUCAAUCUCUCAAUGCCGAACCACAUUUCCUGCUGCAUUAUGCCACGAAAUCCAAGUCUUGGGCGGAAGUAUAUCACAUAGAUAUUAAAUCGGCGUCGAUAAACAAAGCGUACGACCUUCCUCUCGUCGGCGAGAGCUCUGUUUUCGCCACGAGCACCAGGGAUGCCAACGUUUACUUUACUCGCAUUACGAAAACUGAGACCAGCGUUGUCUCGUCUGCCUCCCGUGAAUUCCUUGCGAGAUGUAUCAUGAGCAAGAAAAUCACUGAAAGUGCGUGCCACGCAGUUUCGGAAGUUGUUUCCCGCGGCUCUACCUAUGCAGUUCGCUUUGCUCAAGUUUUAGAGUCGGGUGACUGGAUGCUCGUUCGAAACGGAGAGAUUGGAUGGAGCAGGCCGGAAAUAUUGACCGAAGCUGUAGCCGCUUCUUGGGCUGAUGUAAAUGGGGGCGAGAAACUUGCUCAUGAGUUGGAAGUUGAAGGUCACGAAUCGGUGAUAGGAGCAUAUAUUCACCGUCUAAAACGCCAUGCGAAGGACCUGGUUAGUUUGCCAGAAUGGCUCCAAGGAUUGCCUGUUCGUAUCCUGUCAAGUUUCGUGGCUAGCGAAGCUACUGACUUGAGCAACUUUGGACUGGGGAAACUGGUGAUAAUCGCAACGCGGAAAGGCUACGUUCUUGCUAUAGACUAUGCGACAAAGGGGAAAGUUGCGUGGAAACGCAAGGUCGUUGAAGCGCUUAAUGGCGACUGGAAGGUGAAAGCCAUCAGCACUGCUCACUCUGUUGCGACAGUAUAUGUCGAAGACGGUAGCUUCGUUAAAGUUAACGUAUCUACUGGGGAGAUCGUUGAACAGGGAAAACUCUCUGAGUCCCUUGAAUCAGUAGCCUUGAUCUCUAGUGGGGGCACCCCGGUUCCAGUCAGCGUGGGGGAAGAUGGCAUUCCUGAUUUAUCUGCUGUUUCCGUGGACAUCAACACAUUCGUUGUGACGCUGAACAAUGGCCGAGUUCUUGGUUGGAAUUCCGCCAACACCAAAGAGCCCCUUUGGGAAUUCAUACCACCCAGUGGUCAGAAACUCAUUCAUGCGAUCUCACGUCCUGCUCAUGAUCGAGUUGCAUCGAUUGGGAAAGUACUCGGAGAUAGAUCUGUUCUUUAUAAAUACCUGAACCCUAACAUUGCCCUCCUAAUUACCGUCGGGGAUUCUACAGCCAAUUUCUAUCUCCUUGAUGCCAUAUCUGGGCAAAUAUUGCACUCAAUUACCCAAUCGGGGGUCGAUACCAGCCAGCCCAUUGCAUCAGCCUUAUCCGAAAACUGGUUUGCCUACUCCCUCUGGGCCGACGUAACAAACACCUCAGAGUCAAAGGGCUACCAGCUGGUAAUCUCCGAAUUUUACGAAUCCCCGAUCCCCAACGACCGUGGCCCAUUAGGUGACACUGCAAACUACUCCAGCAUCCACACCGACACAGGAAUUCCACGACCACACGUAAUCUCUCAAGCCUAUAUAAUAUCCGAACCCAUCUCGACCAUCGCCGUCUCCCAAACCCGCCAAGGCAUCACUACCAAGCUGCUCCUCUGCUCCCUGCCCGAAUCAAAUGCAAUCAUCGGCAUCCCGCGCCAGCUCCUUGAUCCCUGCCGUCCAGUUGGUCGUGCGCCAACCUCGAACGAAGCAGAGGAGGGGCUAGUGCAGUACUCUCCCUAUCUAGAAUUUGAUGGCAGAUGGUUCCUCACCCACUCUCGCGAGGUCAUUGGGAUUCGCAACAUUGAAUCGAGCCAAACGUUAUUGGAAAGUACCAGUCUUGUCUUUGCGUAUGGGUUAGAUGUAUUUGGUACGCGAGUGCAUCCCAGUCAAGCAUUUGACAUCCUAGGCAAAGGAUUUUCGAAGGUGCAGUUAUUAUUGACUGUUGUUGCUCUGGGGAUUGGAGUUGCGAUGUUGGCUCCGAUGCUCCCUUAA
This is a messenger RNA of Paracoccidioides lutzii Pb01, 4206 nucleotides long. RefSeq lists its product as hypothetical. Bases 1 to 4206 code for a protein of 1401 amino acids. Gene Ontology annotation, molecular function: protein binding. The record is from RefSeq and is a predicted model, not a curated record. The transcript has 5 exons.